AUGAUGGCGAAUGGUGAUCUUCAAUUCCGCGUCGCGACUCCGGACGAUGCGUCGCAGAUCCAGCAAUUGGUACAGUCUGCAUUUCGCGCUGAGGACAGUAGGGAAAACUGGACAGGGGACAUGACUCUUGCGUCGCAGUUCAGCGUCAAAGUCGAGGAGAUCAUGAGCAACAUCACCAAGCCGGACAGCGCAUACCUCAUAGCUACUGACGAAAACGGCGCCUUAAAGGGCUCCGUGGGAGUUUCUAAACGCAACGCCGACCUUGCUCGCAUAUACAUGCUUGCAGUUGACCGGCAUCACCACCGGGGAGGCAUUGGGCGCAAGGUCCUAGCUUAUGCCGAGGACUACUGUCAACGUAGAUGGGGCGUUAACAAAAUAGGACUUGACGCCCUUUCUUCCCGCCACGAGCUCAUCUUGUGGUACAUACGCUGCGGCUAUCGGAAGACGGGGGAGUUGACGCAAUUUCCACGUGAGCGGUUCGCUGGCUUGGAUUUAACAGACUUGUAUUUUGUCGAACUGGAAAAGGAUUUAGACACGGGUUCUGCCGCAGUUGAGAGAACAUAG
Molecule: messenger RNA, 564 nt
Organism: Daldinia childiae
Lineage: Eukaryota; Fungi; Ascomycota; Sordariomycetes; Xylariales; Hypoxylaceae
Product: putative gnat family protein
Exons: 1
Coding region: 1-564 (187 amino acids)
Molecular function (GO): acyltransferase activity, transferring groups other than amino-acyl groups
Source: RefSeq, a predicted model, not a curated record